AUGAACAAGAAAUCAACCAUGAAACUCGUGAUCCUCUUUGGGAUUAUCCUUCUCGCCGUCUACGUGGAAGAAGGGGAGGCGAUUUGUUGCGCACGCGGGGGUUUUCUCGGUUUUGGCUGUUGCAGUUAUAAACCGUGCAACAUCUUUUGCUGCAAUUGCGACGCCCAAUGCAGGAAUUAUUGUGCCCGACGAAGUUUCGACAGUUUCCUCACCAAGAGGAACGCGGAGCAGGAGGAGCAUGGACAUCCGAAGUCGAAGUUCCACGACAUCGACGGGGACGGUGACCGGAGGAUCUCGUUCGAAGAAGCACUAGACUACCUGGAGACGAAGGCUUCGUUAAACAGGACCUUGCUGGAGCAGUCGACGGAGUGGUGGGCAACGAUGGACACCGACGGAGAUGGAUUGUUGAAACCGGUCGAGUUGGAUUCGAGCCUCGGAUGAUUCCUGAUUCGGCUUCGCGCGUUUUCUUACUGUCGUCCAGGAACGCUUGGACCCCAU
Darwinula stevensoni is the source of this 498-nucleotide messenger RNA. The record is from the annotation of a GenBank genome assembly. Lineage: Eukaryota; Metazoa; Arthropoda; Ostracoda; Podocopida; Darwinulidae.